This is a messenger RNA of Eremomyces bilateralis CBS 781.70, 636 nucleotides long. RefSeq lists its product as uncharacterized. Gene Ontology annotation, molecular function: protein binding. The transcript has 3 exons. The record is from RefSeq and is a predicted model, not a curated record. The coding region runs from base 1 to 636 and encodes 211 amino acids. Lineage: Eukaryota; Fungi; Ascomycota; Dothideomycetes; Eremomycetales; Eremomycetaceae.
AUGCCGCUACCAGCGAAACAGACCUUACCACGGAACUGGCCCUCUUCGAUCACGUAUACUCCCAUACCAGUUCACUCGCCGAACCUCUCUUCAACGGAGCUUCGAACCCUCCAUCCGCCUCGAUCCACGUCUUCUCUGGUUCCAGCACUGAAAAUACCUCUGCAUUCUCCGUCGUAUAUCUCCAUCCUUCCGAUCACCACACCUGGGCAUCCGGCGAGAGGACAACACGGUCUCUUCGCCGCCGAGGACCUGCGGCCCGGUUCGCACAUUAUAUUCUAUAUUGGCUUCGUACAUGGGAACUCGGACAAGGAAAACCAUAGCACGAGCGACUAUGACCUGAGCCUUGUGCGGGAGGCGGUGAAACUUGGAGUGGAUGGCGAGCAGAUGGGCAACGAGGCUCGUUUCGUCAAUGACUAUCGCGGUGCCUUGGUCCAAGCACCGAAUGCUGAGUUUCGCGACGUAUGGGCCGAAUACGCCCAUGGCAAGGAGACGAGAAUAGAGAGAUGCAUUGCGAUUUUCGUAAGAGAGGCCGGCAAAAGUGGGAAAUGGAAGAACGGAAUCCGUAGAGGUGAGGAGAUUUUGGUAAGUUAUGGCAAAGGAUUUUGGGGCGCAAGGAAGGAAAUGGAUGAGGCAUAA